GGUGUAAUAGCCGCAAUAUGCAUUCUGAGUGGCUACCUUGCCAAGAUCGGCGGCUACCGCGUCAGAGCUACUGUUGUUGACACUGGGAGAAACGGCUUCAUGGUCAAGUUGGUUCCGUCACUCACUCAGGCUCGAGCUGCUUUUCUUUUCUUCCCUCUGCUACUUUAAGCCGUGUUUUUUCAGUAUACCCUCUAUUUUCCCUGCUGUUCUUUCCGUCGGCCUGCGAUCAAAGAAUCUCCACUCAUGGCAUCGACCGUCGAACUUGCAUCCUCAUUUAUUGAGGGAGCCCCGCCAGGCGAGCUUGCAGAUGUUGUUGCUGACAUUAAAUCGCUUACUUCGGAUGGACCGGAUAUUAUUCCUUCCCUUGCACCGGCAUUUGCGCGCUAUAACGAGGCACAGCUGGCGACCGUGAAGCUGCCUGGAGCGAGUCAGGAGGUCAUCGUCAGCGAAUUUAACAAGCUAGAAGGAAACCGAUACUUCGACGUGGAGAGCCAGACAUCGUUCGAGGUCGACCACGUUACACAAGAAGCGUCCGCAGCGCAAUCAUAUGUCCUGGAAUCACAGAAUGCCGAUUUGAUAAAAUCACUGCUCAAGUCGGUUGCUGCUCAUACUCGCGAACAUUAUCCCGCCUCCUCGUACGGCGUGUAUCCGAUUGAGAAUGACUCCGCCGUGGCUAUUGUGCUGGUUGCGAAUCGCUACUCCCCGAACAAUUUCUGGAACGGACGCUUCCGUUCUCUUUACCAAGUCGCGGUGGGCGACUCGACGACCGUGACCGGCAAGAUCCAAGUGGAUGUGCAUUACUACGAGGAUGGCAACGUUUCUCUCAACACCACCAAGCCCGCUAGUAUCUCUAUCCCUAGCGCCAGUGCGGAGAGCAUCAUUUCCCGCAUCGCAGCUGCAGAGAGGAACUACCAGGAAGAGCUGAACAAGGCGUUCGUGCACAUGGCGGAAGGUACCUUCAAGUCCCUUCGGAGACAGCUCCCUAUUACGCGGCAAAAGGUGGAGUGGGAGAAGGUCGGAGGGUACCGGCUCGGCCAGGAUAUUUCGGGGGGUAAGGGGCGGUGAAGCUCAUGGAGUUGUACAAAGGUUGCUUCGCUGUUGAUAUUGAGAUAAAAAGCUGUGUGUCUGUAGUGUUGUAAAUGAAACUGCUCUGUUCUCGAGCAUGGCUUUUCUGCAUAUAUUGAUCCCCAAUU
Molecule: messenger RNA, 1193 nt
Organism: Aspergillus ochraceoroseus IBT 24754
Lineage: Eukaryota; Fungi; Ascomycota; Eurotiomycetes; Eurotiales; Aspergillaceae
Product: F-actin-capping protein subunit alpha
Exons: 7
Coding region: 244-1065 (273 amino acids)
Biological process (GO): actin cytoskeleton organization; barbed-end actin filament capping
Cellular component (GO): actin cortical patch; F-actin capping protein complex
Molecular function (GO): actin filament binding
Source: RefSeq, a predicted model, not a curated record